AUGGAUUCUCAGGAUUCAUCUGUCCAUGUGGUCACCAUCCGCGAGAGCAAGCCACCAGACAGCGCCAUGGGCGACGAGGUGCAGCUGACAUCCGAGCCACCAGCCCCGGCCAGCCACUCGAACCAGGAGUCUGCUGCGCCGACCGAGAAGGAUGCCUCUCACGAGAAGCCAAGGAAAUGCUCCAGCAAGAACCGAUCCAAGAAGGGGAGGAAGCCGAGCAAGUCCGCGACUGCCGAAGCCGAGACAGCUGACUCUUCCGCCCAGGAGUCUGCUGCCGAAUCCUCCUCUGAGUCGGAUCUGAGUGAUUCAGAGGACGGGAACGAAGUCGUUGACAAGAAGCAGGCCAGCAAGAAGCAGCACUGCCGCCAGCAAAAGACCAAGAAGAAGACCAAGGCGAAGAAGGCCAAGCAGCUCACGAUCCAGAGCAAUGCAUCCUCCUCGGACAGCGAAUCGAGCUCUUCUGACUCUGACGACAACAGCGACUCGUCGACGACCAAGCCCAAGGGCUCAAAGCCGCUGAUGGCAAAACUUAUCGAAGAGCUGCAACAGACCAGGCUGCAACAAGCCAGGCUGCACCAGGACACCCAGAUGCACCAGUAUGGCAAUAGAAUGGGCCUUCCCGGUGACAAUAACAUGAUCAUCGAUCCCUUGCGCUACCAACCUCCUCCCCCAAGCAAUAUCGCCGCCGAUAGGAACAGGAUCCACAGGGGCAUCCCGGGCGGAGGACUGGACGGCACCGGGCUGAACAACUAUCUGCUGACCGGCAACCUGAACCAUGGCCAAAAGGCAAAGAAGCCCAAGGUCAAGACGCCCAAGACGGCGAGGCUCGAGUUCAAGCGCGUGGACCAGGUCUGGGACAACACCAUCCACAACUACAAACUGCAGGACACGGCUGAGGGCGCCAACGACACCCAGUACGACGAGUACGUGUUCCACGUCCGGCGUACCUUUGACUGGGAAGGCAAAUAUAAGCAGACCCUGAUCGACAUCAAGAGUAAGCUGCUGCGCGAGUGCCUGCAGGACGUCAUGGGCAAUAUCAAGGGCGUCAGCUUGGUCGAGGACACUCCGAAGCUGGACCCGAACCUGCUGUUCCUAUACCUUGAAGAUCUCCGAAAGCACCUGAAGGAUCUUAAGAAGAUCAAGAUUUCUGGCGGUGACAAGCACAGCCGCAAGAAGGAGCAGAAGCGCAUUGACACCAAGCGUCAGCAUCUCAAGGUUCUUGUCAAGUACAUUGACAAGGACUAUGAUACUGUCAAGAAUAGUCUCUAUCCUAUGCUGGAGAAUGGUCUGAUCACAUUUGAUCUACUCUGGGCCCUGUGGAAGCCCAACACGCUGGUGUACACAACCACCUAUGGCUGCCAAGACCAACCUCGAGUUUUCAAGGCAGAGGUUGCCGAGAAGCACUACAGCAUAAUGAAGGGCGAGUAUUACUACAUCGAGGGCAAGUAUUUCGAGUAUGACGGCAAGCAGUUCGGCUACGGCGGAAUUUGUGAGGAAAUUGCCGACUUCCGCGGCGCCAGAAAGAUCACCAGUCUCAGCUGCUACCCGUUCAAGUACCACAAGCAGGAAUCGCAGCUGCGCCAGAAGCUGAUCAGCCGCGGCAAGAAGUUUGUGACCCUCAGUGGUGUUCACUACAAGUCGCACCACGGCAUGGCUUACUUCAAGAAGAAGAAGGCUGUCGUCAAAGUCAAUAUCAAUGGCCGCGUCAUGGUGGACCCAAGCAUCCACCGUCGCAUCAACCCCAACUAUCUCAUCUCGCACGUUCGUCCUAAGGACCACGAUAUCUUGUCUGAAGAUGAAGACUCGGGUGGCGAGGGCGGCUGUUGCGGAGCCGAUAGCUCCGACAACGGAGGAGGCUGUGACAGCGAUGGCGAAGGCGAGGGUGGAUGUGGCAAGGGAGUCAAGUUUGUCACCAAGGUCAUCAAGGAUCGCAAGGGCCGGGUGCAGAUGAUCAGCAUGCCCAAGUUUGACAGUGACAACGAGAAGGGCGAGAAACUAGAUGAGGUUCCAGCCAAGGACGAGAAGACUGAGAAGGACGAGGCCGGUUCAUCUCGCAAGGCUGCAGACAAGGCCAAGGCCGAAGAGGGAGACGAUGCCAAGAAGCCCGUUCCCGAAUUCACCGACGAGGAGUAUCUGAUUGCUUCUCCUGUCGUCCUGGGCUUUGCCUUUGCUGAGAAGCUCUGGCUCGAGUUCACUGUCUCUGGAAUUAACGAGAUUCAGUGGAACGAGCAUGCGUACGAGUCGCUGGUCCUCGAAUCCAAGACCAAGGACAUCGUCAAGGCCCUGGUCGAGUCGCACAAAUACCACGCGGCUGAGAGCAUUGACGACGUGAUCCAAGGCAAGGGCAAGGGUCUUGUUGCUGUCCUGCACGGCCCUCCCGGCACAGGCAAAACUUUGACGGCCGAGGGCAUCAGCGAGCUGCUCAAGUGCCCGCUGUACAUGGUGUCCGCCGGCGAGUUAGGCACCGACUCUCGCUACCUCGAGACCGAACUGCAGAAGAUUCUUGACAUCUGCCACGCCUGGGGUGCGAUCCUACUCCUUGACGAGGCGGAUGUCUUCCUCGAGAAGCGCAACAUGCACGACAUUCACCGUAACGCUCUAGUCAGCAUAUUCCUCCGUCAGUUGGAGUACUUUCAGGGCAUUCUCUUCCUCACCACCAACCGUGUCGAGACCUUUGACGACGCCUUCCAGUCCCGCAUUCACAUCGCCCUGCGCUACGACUCGCUGGACCAGCGCGCCAAGAAGGCCAUCUUCAAGAUCUUCAUCGAGCGGGUGCGCGUCCUCGAGAAGGUUGCCCUUAUGCCCUUUACUGAGGGCGACUACGACGCCCUGGCCCGCCACGACCUCAACGGCCGGCAGAUCAAGAACACGGUGCGCACGGCGCAGGCGCUCGCCGUCAACAAGGGCGAGCCGCUGUCCAUGACACACAUCCGCCAGGUGCUCGAGGUGCAGAUGUCGUUCGACCGCGACCUCAAGGGCGGGCCGGGCUUCUCGGACGCGAUGCGGAGCUACUUUUGA
Thyridium curvatum is the source of this 3018-nucleotide messenger RNA. RefSeq lists its product as uncharacterized. The transcript has 5 exons. Lineage: Eukaryota; Fungi; Ascomycota; Sordariomycetes; Thyridiales; Thyridiaceae. The record is from RefSeq and is a predicted model, not a curated record. The coding region runs from base 1 to 3018 and encodes 1005 amino acids. Gene Ontology annotation, molecular function: ATP hydrolysis activity; ATP binding.